CCUGUUACAGCUUGCUACGUACUAAUUCGGCCAAGGUAUCGCAUAGGCGUCAAUGACCUGUCGUUUCCAAUCUCGCUUCGACUCAUGGGUUGCAACAAGGUACAUACAAUAUCGACGAAAUCGUUCUUUGAGCCGCAGCCGGCGACCUCUCAAGCCGCAGGGCCGUCAGUGUGAUGUGGUCCCGAACGAUCGUCAGCUACCCGAUUGCCGAUUAUUGUCGGCACCCGUUCCACCGGACAUCAACCACUCUGGACGCUGGGUUUCUAAGCUGGCACCAGAUUGCAUGUGUGACUUUGGUCACAAGGUUUGCCCUUCCCUCGCCAGCAUCGCCGCGCCAGGAGGUCCAUCGACAUUCCAGGGUCCUCUUGGAUGUACAGUCUUGGGCUCGCGUGGCACAACGCGCCGAGUACCGCAGAGGGAGCCUGUACGGCACAGGAGGUUACCGCAAAAGACCGACCCAAGUGAACGGUGGAAUUCGCCUGGGAACGAACCCCAGCGGCUCAAACCAUCCAUGGAUGGCGACGCCCGCCAUCCGUACACGACUCCCAUCAUCCGGAUGUGAGAUUGAUU
Molecule: messenger RNA, 570 nt
Organism: Parathielavia appendiculata
Lineage: Eukaryota; Fungi; Ascomycota; Sordariomycetes; Sordariales; Chaetomiaceae
Exons: 2
Coding region: 53-562 (169 amino acids)
Source: RefSeq, a predicted model, not a curated record